AUGAAAGUAUUCGUAUGUCUUCUGGCGCUGGCCGCCACUCUGGCAACCGCCAAUGCAGGACUUCUGGGGAUCCUGAAGGGAGGCGGUGGUGGCGGUGGCUAUGGCGGCGGAUACGGUGGUGGCUACGGAGGAGGAUACGGCGGUGGUGGCGGCGGUGGAGUCCAGGUCGUUAAAGUGAUCAACACCUAUGAGGGAGGACAUGGUGGCGGCUAUGGAGGCGGCUACGGUGGUGGCUACGGAGGAGGAGGCUGGAGCUCUGGAGGUAGCUACGGAGGUGGUUACGGUGGUGGCUACGGAGGUGGCUACGGAGGUGGCUACGGAAGUGGCUACGGAGGUGGUUACGGAGGUGGUCAUGGUGGCGGCAGCCGCGUGGAUGUCUACAAAGUGAUCACGACCACUCAUGGCGGCAGCUACGGAGGUGGCUACGGAGGAGGUGGCUGGAGCUCUGGAGGUGGCUACGGAAGUAGCUACGGAGGCGGUUACGGUGGUCAAUCCGGCUGGUGGAAAACGAAGUAA
Messenger RNA from Drosophila biarmipes, 516 nucleotides. RefSeq lists its product as uncharacterized. Bases 1 to 516 code for a protein of 171 amino acids. The transcript is spliced from 2 exons. The record is from RefSeq and is a predicted model, not a curated record. NCBI's taxonomy places the organism in Eukaryota, Metazoa, Arthropoda, Insecta, Diptera, Drosophilidae.